GGAUUCGGCAUGAAUCAUCACUAUGGGGGAUUCAUUCUUCUUGGUGGUUGCAGUCUCGACCUUUGCCCUUGGUGUAAUUUUGUUCCUUGUAUCAAUAUCAAGUACCUCAUGGCAAGGCUUAGAAGAAGCUGCCACUAUAUCCCUGUGGAAAAUCUGCUACAAAAUGCACGUGGCAAAGACUUGGGCGUGUAACCCUUGGCAAGAGGUACCCGACUUUGUAAGGUCAUCACAAGCCUUCGUCAUCCUCUGCCUCAUGUGCUAUGUCGUCUGCAGCAUCAUUCUCACAGCCGCAUUCGUCUUACGGUGUCUCCAUAGAUCCCGACUCGCGCUAAUAGUCCUAUCCCUGCUCACCUUUACUUCCGCUUGCAUGAUCGCAAUGACUGUGGUGGUGAUGGGAAUGAAAGGGCGAGAUUACCUGCUGGCAAUGAAGGAAGACGAAGAGAAGAUUUACCGCUCUUUCCUCAACGGAAUAAUUAUCAAUGGCUACUAUCAAAUCGGCUGGGCAAUCAUUCUUGCUAUUGUUGCUUCAUUGAUCAACUACAUCAGUUUCGCAUUCUUCUUAUUGGAAUACAAGGACAUGACAGAUUUGCCGCGACCAACGAAAGUGUAGGAAAAAUUAAACAUAUGACUGCGACGCCAUUGACUUAGAUCUCUAAGAAAAGAAUUCGAUAUUAUAUAUUGCGCGCUGUUCUUGAUAUACUACCAAUAAUGCGUACUCUCUUUUUAUGUCCCGCAGUCUAUACUGGGGGAAAUAUUGUUUUGCCCUGUCUGUUUGUUGGUUUGUUUGCGUCAAACUUUAACAUUGGCCAUAACUUUUGCAAU
Dreissena polymorpha is the source of this 822-nucleotide messenger RNA. RefSeq lists its product as uncharacterized. NCBI's taxonomy places the organism in Eukaryota, Metazoa, Mollusca, Bivalvia, Myida, Dreissenidae. The record is from RefSeq and is a predicted model, not a curated record. The transcript has 4 exons. Bases 23 to 610 code for a protein of 195 amino acids.